Molecule: messenger RNA, 1391 nt
Organism: Polypterus senegalus (gray bichir)
Lineage: Eukaryota; Metazoa; Chordata; Cladistia; Polypteriformes; Polypteridae
Gene: tmem220
Product: transmembrane protein 220
Exons: 6
Coding region: 65-592 (175 amino acids)
Source: RefSeq, a predicted model, not a curated record
AAAUGCAACGGGACAACUUCCGUUUUUGUUUUCUUCUUCUUCUUCGAGUGGAGAGGAAACCAAAAUGAAAAGCGACGCUUCCAAACGAGAAUUGAGCAGUUCAUUUCAGCGGUGUUUCCCGGCCAUGUGGCGAAUGUGCAACUUUUGCAUGUGCUGCUUUUUCGCUUUAGCCGCUUACGUGCAGGUGAACGACCCAGAUGCCGGAAUCUGGAUGGCUGCCUACAUCAUACCAUCAGGGCUGUGUUUUAUGGUCUGUGUGAUGCCUGCAAUAACAGAGAAUUUAAUAUGGAGUCAGCUGUCUGAUUUGCAUACGGCUUCCUGCCUUAUCGUUGCUGGUGCUGUGGGUCUGUCAGUCUACAGAAAUGCAACCAAGAACAUCCUCCAUGAGGAGGAAGGCAGGGAGCUUUUUGGUUUGCUGUUAGUUGCUGUAUGGCUUCUCCUUUGUCGCCGUUCAGGGAAGAAUCCAGUUGGAGGACUGAGACUUUCAGCUGCAGGUGUAAUUGUUGCAUUUCCAGUUGUGGCCUGGCUGUAUUACCACGUGAACACACACCUGAGAGACUCCUGGCCCUCGCACUGUAAGACCGCCCUGUGAGAAGCAGUGUAAAAGCAUCCGAGCCACAUUAACCCCCUUGGAGACCACUGAGUGCGUAACGUUAGGCAAUCCGUGCACAUUAGCGAAGUAUGAGGACAAUAUUUUUGAUGAUGCCAGGAUGGUUUGUGUCCAGUUCAGUUAUUUUUGUAAUAUAUGCCAUACACUUGGCCUGGACCGAGUAAAAUGGGGUUCAGAAAAAGGACGAUGGAGGCUGCGCGCUUCUUGACACGAUGAUAACAUGUGCUGACAACGUUAUUAACUGAAAAUACGAACAUCAAUUGAAGUAAUUCCAGGAAUAUGUCAUCCGUUUUAUCACCAGUCUGACUUGCCAAGGUGGCAGAUCACCAGAGCAUUUCUAGCUGGCAAUGACUGCAGGGCACAAGUGAUAAAAACUUUUAAAAAACAUUGGAAGAACUGAUCAUUUGCAUUUUCCCCUAUGGCUGUCAUGUCUGAGAUACCCUUUACAUCCAUCAUGAUAAUGCGGUCAACCUGUUCAUCCCCGUUCAUCCAUCGCAGUGACUCUAUUUCAAGAUACAGUUUAAUGUACAUCUUUAGAAUUUGGAUCACUUUCUUUAUUUGUAUAUUGUAUGUUAAACUCUACUUCCCUGUGUACGCAUUCUUUAGGCUCGGCUUGUGAAGUUUCAAAGUAUAAGAGUUGGCAGUUUUUUACCACCAAAACACUAAAAUGUCCGUCUUGCAUCUUCCAGCGUGUUUCAGGUAUUAGUAUGUCCGUUGUGCUGUUUUGUCUUCACAAGAACCAGUAGAUAGUAAGGCUAAUAAAACAACUCCAGUACUUUAA